AUGAUCAAAAUUGACACAAAGUCUGCUUCCCAUCCCUUACACUAUCCUCCAGGAUAUUUCCCUUUUAUCUUUUGUUUUUCCCCUUACCUCCUGGACAUUUCACCAAUCAUGUCCAACCGCGAUUCUUCAAGGUCAUACAUCCACCUUACGGCCUCCCACCACGUCCUUUAUCUCGAGGAAUGGGUGCACGAGAAACUUCCCUUUGACGAUAUUGAUGUAAACCUGAACCAAGACUCGGACGAUGAAGAGUAUUUGACGGGAAAUUUCGGACACAGUCAGCCGCAACACCCUUCCAAUGGUACGUUUGGUGCCUCCCGGACGUACGCAAGGCCUGUCCCGCCCGCAUGGAAGGACCUUUCGCUCAGCGAGUUUUUAGCCGACCACGAGAACUUUCCACGCGACGGGACUAUUCUCAAGCGGAUCAACCGCGAGGAUUUUCUGGAGGCGAGAGAAGAUAAAACGAUGGAUGAACAUGAUAUCUCUGCCAUCUCGACGUCGUCGCUAGGUCAGAACGUGUUGGAUGCAUUCACAAGUGAGGGCUUGAGCCAGAACCUGGACGGACUAGACAACUCGCCGAAUUUACGGCCACAUGCCCGUAGCUCUGUGAGUCCGGCUGGGACUAUGAAUACACCAGAGAUGAAUCGUGUGAGGAGGAGCUAUGAAACUCCUGUGGCGCGAAUCAUGAGAUAG
This is a messenger RNA of Babjeviella inositovora NRRL Y-12698, 690 nucleotides long. It is a transcript of the gene CTA6, whose product is annotated as Cta6p. The transcript has a single exon. NCBI's taxonomy places the organism in Eukaryota, Fungi, Ascomycota, Pichiomycetes, Serinales. Gene Ontology annotation, cellular component: anaphase-promoting complex. The record is from RefSeq and is a predicted model, not a curated record. Bases 1 to 690 code for a protein of 229 amino acids.